AUGCCGCGCGGCGUGUUCUCCGGGCUGCUGGCCGCGGAUGCCGGCGCCGCCACCGGCGGCGCCGGCGGCGCCGAGGAGGCCCGGGCGGGCGUGGCCGCAGGGGGCACCGGAGGCGCGGGCGGAGGCGGCGCCGAGGGCUCGGCGGCCGCGGGCGGAGGCGGCCCGGCGGCCGCGGACGAGCGGUCCUGGGACUGCCCGUGCCCAGGGGCGCGCGAGGCGCACCUGUGGAGCUACGCCCCGGGCUCUGGCCUGCCGACGCUGCGGUGCCCCUGCCGCGAGAUGGGGGCGAAGGAGAGCUCGCUUGGCCUCCCCGGCCUGGCCGGCCCCGCCCCCCCCCUGCGCCGUGCGCGGGCCGCCGGGCGGCUGCCGCGGCCGCGCAGCCGCCCCGAGGGGGCCAGCUUCCUGUGA
Molecule: messenger RNA, 408 nt
Organism: Prorocentrum cordatum
Lineage: Eukaryota; Dinophyceae; Prorocentrales; Prorocentraceae
Source: the annotation of a GenBank genome assembly